Sparassis crispa is the source of this 1938-nucleotide messenger RNA. RefSeq lists its product as hypothetical. NCBI's taxonomy places the organism in Eukaryota, Fungi, Basidiomycota, Agaricomycetes, Polyporales, Sparassidaceae. The record is from RefSeq and is a predicted model, not a curated record. Gene Ontology annotation, cellular component: nucleus. Gene Ontology annotation, molecular function: double-stranded DNA binding; 3'-tyrosyl-DNA phosphodiesterase activity; single-stranded DNA binding. The coding region runs from base 1 to 1938 and encodes 645 amino acids. The transcript has 13 exons. Gene Ontology annotation, biological process: double-strand break repair; single strand break repair.
AUGGAAGAUUCGGUGGACGAAGACAUUGCAAGAGCAAUCGCCCUAAGCUUGCAAGAGCUUCGAGCUGCAGCUGCGUCACGUAUGCCGUCAUCUAAACAGGUAGAAGUUAUUACCGUCAGCGACGACGAGGACGAACCAGAUAACGAAGAAGCACGCUUUCAGGCCGAACUGCAGCGCGCCAUCGAAGCAUCGAAACAAGACACCCCCCAGAGCUCCACUGCGGCUUCCGACGCACCCACUCGCAAUGGAUCCAGUACGUCGUUCCUUUCAGAUCGCGCACAGAUGGAGCGGGAGCGGCUCGCACGGCAAAAGCGCCUGCGGCCAGAGCUGUACGUCAGGGGUAGAAACGGAGACGCGGACAACGAUGAAGAUGAUGACGACGACGAUGAGGAAGAGAGAGCGCGGAGCAAGAAGAGGCAACACAUUUCCUCGUCCUCGUCCGGAAUGCGGAGAGCGAACCCCGCUGCUUCUUCCAGUGCCGCUUCAAGCUCUGCAACCACUUCGGGCGCGCAGGCGAAGGCGCUCGCUGCUGCUGAUGCGGCGGAAACGCCUUUAUUUUAUGACGGAGAAAUUAGGCAAACGGCAAAUAUGCACGUCGACCCGCUUAAGGACAAGCUUCCGACAUUCCGUUUGACAGAUAUCUUGGGGCCGAGAGAUGACAUUGAAUUCGCUAUUCUUUCCGCGUAUUGCGUUAACUGGCCUUGGCUGUAUUCCUUUUUCAAUCCGAAGACCCCCGUCAUAGUGGUGGCGCAUGAUCCUCAAGGAAAUGAGAGCCUCAAGGCUGUACUCCCAAAUUGGGUGAAGACGACACCAUUCUUGCGGAACGGCAUGGGCUGUAUGCACAUGAAGUUCAUGCUGCUAUUCUACAAAUGCCAUCGGCUACGUGUCGUUGUCUCCACGGCUAACCUGAUCGAGAUCGACUGGCGCGAUAUCGAGAAUACGAUAUGGUUGCAAGACAUCCCGCCUCGCCCAGCUCCGGUUGCACACGAUUCGAAGGCGGAGGACUUCCCGACCGCCAUGACCCGCGUUCUGCGAGCCGUCAACGUCGCUCCUGCGCUGAUCUCCCAGCUACGUAAUGGCCACCCGAACUUACCGUUGCAACGUCUUGAAGACCUGCGUGCCAAGUGGGACUUCUCAAAGGUUAAGGUGAAACUCAUACCGUCUAUGGCAGGCAGGCAUCAGGAGUGGCCGAAAGUCAUCCUCACUGGGCACCCCGCACUCAUGAAGGCCGUCGGGGAUAUCGGAGCGACGACGGACAAGGGCAAGGAUGUGACGCUUGAAUGUCAGGGUUCAUCCAUCGGAACGUAUAGCACACAGUGGAUGAAUGAGUUCUAUCACUCUGCCCGGGGGCAGUCUGCACAGGGCUGGUUGGACACGCCGAGGUCGCGCCGUACGAAGCUGCCGUAUCCGCCCGUCAAAAUCCUCUUCCCGACGGCGCUUACGGUGCGGGAGAGCGCACUCGGCGAGCCAGGUGGUGGGACAAUGUUCUGCCGGCGUCACCAGUGGGAGGCGGCAAAGUUUCCGCGUCAGCUGUUCCACCAGUCGAAGAGUAAGCGCGGCAAGGUGCUUAUGCAUUCCAAGAUGAUUUUAGCAACGAUUGGUACAUCGUCCAAGAGCUUCGAUGACAGAUCACUCACAGAGAGCGAUACGGAGGGCGACGAUGAUGCAGACACUGGGUCUACUCAGCGUGAGCUCUUCGGGUGGUUAUACGUGGGCUCGCACAACUUUACGCCUUCGGCAUGGGGGACGCUCUCUGGAUCCGCGUUCUCCCCGACAUUGAACAUCACGAAUUACGAGCUGGGAAUUGUCCUGCCGCUGCGGAGCGAGAAGGACGCGAACAAGUUGGCGUGCUGGGAACGUCCGCCGAAGAAGUACGUGCUCGGCAAGGACGAGCCUUGGAUACAGGCUGAAUCCACAGCCUUUGCUGAGACGGAAUGA